Molecule: messenger RNA, 1954 nt
Organism: Drosophila willistoni
Lineage: Eukaryota; Metazoa; Arthropoda; Insecta; Diptera; Drosophilidae
Exons: 2
Coding region: 67-1881 (604 amino acids)
Source: RefSeq, a predicted model, not a curated record
AGUCAUCAAGUUUUCACAAUCAAAUAUAUUUUACUAAAGUACGCAGCAGAAAAUUUAUAUAAAAUAAUGUUCAAGGGCAAGUGUAAUGUUCAUCCUAGAGUCACGGAAGAUGUUGUCCAUCUACGUCGCAUACCAGAACCUCCGAAAUGCAAAAUCAACUACGGCCUUAGACGUAAAAAUUCUUUAAUACAGCAGAGUGAGCAGCGCCGUACCUCCUUACCCAUUUAUACUAUACGAAAGGAAUCCCAAACCACAUGGCUAAAUACUGCCACUGAAGUUAUUGGCAUUGAAAACAAAUACAUCAACGAAAUGGGCAUGGAUAUCAAUAAUUUUUUUAAUCCCAAUUUGAAGAAAAUCAAGCAGAAUAAGUCAAAUAAAAACCAAGCAGAUGUUAAAUUGCAGUGUGUCAAGAAAACAAUAGAACCCAUGGAACGAGUCAGUGUCAAGGAUGUCUUUAAGGUUAUCGAACAACAAAGUGGAAUUAGCACCGCAAAUAAGGUAAUGGAUCGUCUAUCGUACUCUGAUAUGAAAUCACGUAGAAUUGGCAAAUCGGGAAGUGCAAAGCUAUUUUGUAAUGACAAUGUCAAAAUGAUUGACUAUAACGAAUUGAAAAAUAUUAAGUGCUCACGCGUAGUCUCGCAAACUGUAAUAAGAAAUAGAAUCACCAAGAAAAAAUCAACAGAGGAUCAAAAGAAAAAGAGAAACUCUCCACGUAGAAUACUUCUUUCUCAAUCAAAUUCUAAUCGGUCUAAAAAGACCGAAGUCUUGCUCAAACCAAUCGAAUUACGGUAUAGCGAAUCAGAUACGAUGCCAAAUGUUAGACUUGAUAGUGAGCUAGAUAAUCAAUUAUUUGAGUGUGACGAACCAAAGCAUGAAAAUGUAAAAAUUGAAGACCUUGGUCCAUCAUCAGAUGAAUAUGCAAAUUCGGUAGAUAAAACGCCAAAAGUUGUCACAGAUAUAUUGAAAGAAAAUCGGACCCAUAGUGAGCCAUUUCAGAAAACGGAAUGUGGUAAUCUUCCAGUUAUGGAGGAAAUAGAAGAGACACCAGAUUUGAUUGAACAAAAUAGUCCCACAAAAGAUCAGCAAGAUAUAUAUGAUGAAUGGUAUAAAAAACAUAUUGAGAAAUCGUUCAAUGAGAUCUAUAAACUUAAACAAAAAUUACAGGAGAAAUCCAAAAAGCAAGAGAAACCAUUGUCAGCUGUUUUACCAAAAUCUAAUCGAAGCUAUCAAAUGAGAAAGAAACAUUCCCGCAGUUAUAACGUCUGGUAUGAAAAGCAACGAUUGCCGAAACCCAUGCGUGCCAAAAUCAUCUAUCAACCCGAAAAAACUGAAAAAUUAGAGAUAAAUAUUGAUGAUUUAGUUUUUCCCGAACCCGAAUAUCUGUCAAGUUUAGUUCCCUACCAUUUGGAAACAGCAAUUGACAUGAACAUUGACCCCGAAUUGUCGAUGCGUACUUCCGCCCUUGUCGAGAGGGCUCGAGGUUUGCGUCGCGAGUAUGAGAAACGUUUACUAAUUGAAAAGUACUUGGACGCUUUACCAAAUCGUCUUAAUGAUAUUGAAGCCGAGUUUGCUAAGACAAUAUGCGAAUUUCCUAAUAAUCAGCUUCAGGAGAUAGACAAAUGUCCUUGCGGUGUGCCACUGACACACUGCAGGGCCAUAAUGCCCAGACCCAAAUGGAUUAACGAAUCGGACUCACUUACCAAAUGGCUAAUGGCUAUGCCCCCAGCAGUUUUAAUCUCGAUAUUUAUCAUAUGCAUUUUCAGCAUUUGUGUGCUGGCCAAUGGAACACAUAGACCAAUGACCACAUGGGAGUAUAUGAUGAAUGCUUUUCAACAGCCGUUUAAAAAGUCCACAAAAAAGUUUUCUUCUAAUUUCUUUUAAUAGUUGUGUUUUCUCAAAUUUUUGUUACAUAUUUUUUCAAAGGAAAACAUAAGACUACACUUUUUUAUGCAAA